Catharus ustulatus (Swainson's thrush) is the source of this 899-nucleotide messenger RNA. RefSeq names its product interferon alpha-inducible protein 27-like protein 2A. The record is from RefSeq and is a predicted model, not a curated record. Gene Ontology annotation, cellular component: mitochondrion; membrane. The transcript has 4 exons. The coding region runs from base 1 to 507 and encodes 168 amino acids. Gene Ontology annotation, biological process: apoptotic signaling pathway. NCBI's taxonomy places the organism in Eukaryota, Metazoa, Chordata, Aves, Passeriformes, Turdidae.
AUGCCCAAGAAAAAGCCAACUCCUGGUGACGAGCCCAAGAAGGAGACAACUUCAGAUGAGGAAUCCGGGGAUGAGACAACUCCUGGUGCCAGUCCCAAGGAUGAUCCUGGUAGCAGUCCCAAGGGUAGGAAUAGUCCAGGGAAGAAAAAGAAAGUCAUUGGAGCUGUCAUUGGAGCCACAGUGGGAGCAGGAGUGGCACUGGUUGGCAUCCCGUUGUUCAUCAGCGCGCUGGGGUUCACAGGAGCCGGCAUCGCCGCUGGCUCCAUCGCUGCCAAGAUGAUGUCAGCAGCUGCCAUUGCCAACGGGGGAGGAGUGGCUGCCGGCAGCACCGUGGCCGUGCUGCAGUCGGUCGGAGCUGCAGGUUUCUCUCUCGGUACCAAAAUUGGGCUGACAUCUGCACUGAGCACAGUUGGUGGAGCAAGCGGUUUUUUGCUGUCCAAGAAAGCUCGAAAAGACAAAGCUAAAAAAAAGGACAAAAAUGCAAGUGACAAACCCAAGAAAAAGUAACUCGGGUGAUGAACAUGAGGAGGAGACAACUCCAGACAAGGAACCCAGGAGAAGCCAAGCAGGUGCCUGACCCCAAGGCUUUGCAAUGCACAAUGGCAGGUGCUGGCAAAGCCCCACAGACCCCUCAGGGCUUUGCCUCCCCUUUCAAAAGUUUUGGAUUUUCUUGAGCAACAAGUGCUCAAUAAAGGCACUUUUGCUGCAGCAGAGAUGGUGUUUGUGUGUCACUGCAGCUCUUGGGUGAUGGUGGCAUUAGAGGGUGACAGAGCACCAAGAGCACCAUCCCCACAUGAAAUCUGUGAGAUUCUGCUUUUCAACUGUGUAUUGGUUUUAUAUACUGCUUUUAGAUUCCAGCAUCAUACAGGAAAGGAGGAUGGAUGCAGUCUUUAAUUAAG